UAUAUAAAAGGGCUGGGCCCUUGAACCGUCUCUCUGUCAGUGUGUCGAGCUCAACCCUGAAGGCAGACCCCUCACAACACAAAAUGCCUGCAGACUACAAUGGACGCUGGGAGAUGGUGCGAAACGACAACUUUGAGGACGUCAUGAAGGCGCUCGACAUCGACUUCGCCACCAGGAAGAUCGCCUCCCACCUGCAUCAGACCAAAGUGAUCGUCCAGAACGGAGACAAGUUUGAGUCGAAGACGAUAAGCACCUUCAGGAACUACGACGUCAGCUUCACGGUGGGAGAGGAGUUCGAGGAGCACACCAAGGGCCUGGACAACCGGAAAGUCAUGACAACGGUCACCUGGGAUGGGGACAAGCUGGUGUGCGUUCAGAAGGGGGAGAAGGAAAACCGCGGCUGGAAACACUGGAUUGAGGGAGACAUGCUGUACCUGGAAAUCACUGUGCUCGACAAAGUCUGCCUCCAGGCGUUCAAGAAGACACAGUAACACACCUCAUCUGCUCCCAAACUGCCCGUCGCCAUGUGUCGCAUCGCGUCACUGUCUAUUUUUAAUAAUGUAACUGUGGAGACCUGUAAUAAACUCACCAUAAUACCGCU
This is a messenger RNA of Scophthalmus maximus (turbot), 601 nucleotides long. RefSeq names its product retinol-binding protein 2. Gene Ontology annotation, molecular function: fatty acid binding. The transcript is spliced from 4 exons. Bases 84 to 491 code for a protein of 135 amino acids. Gene Ontology annotation, cellular component: nucleus; cytosol. Gene Ontology annotation, biological process: fatty acid transport. The record is from RefSeq and is a predicted model, not a curated record. NCBI's taxonomy places the organism in Eukaryota, Metazoa, Chordata, Actinopteri, Pleuronectiformes, Scophthalmidae.